GGAUUUACUACGCAUAAGUUCACCGAAGAUCUGGAACCUCUACCUUACAAUCAAGAAGAGAGCUCAAAGAAAUCACUGGUUUAUACAAGCUCGUAAUCAGGAUAUUGGAUAUUGGAACUGGACUAUUUCGUUUGUGUGUACUUGACCCGCGCUGUGUGAGUUUUGUCAUUGUACAAACCUCUUGUCGAGCUGUCGUGAUUAUCUUGCUGGUGUGACAGUCGGUUGUUGUAUUACAAUGUCUACGCCGUCUAAUGCUCUUCAAACUGGGACGUCGGCUUCUGAUAUGGAGAGUGUUCGCAGGCUGGUGUCUUCGCUAACGAAUAUGGAAACCCGAGAAAGUGCACUUUUGGAGCUGUGCAAAAUGAGGGAGUCUGUGCCAGAACUCGCUCCAAUCCUCUGGCAUACAUUUGGUUCCAUUGCUGCAUUGCUUCAAGAAAUAUGCUCAAUAUACCCCUACAUAAAUCCUCCCAACUUGAGCGCCCAUCAAUCUAAUCGUGUUUGUAAUGCACUCGCUCUUAUGCAGUGCUUGGCAUCCCAUCCAGAAACCAGAAAGGAGUUUCUGAAGGCCAACAUACCUCUGUACCUUUAUACGUUUUUGAAUACAAAUAAUCAAACGCGUCCAUUCGAGUACUUAAGGUUGACUAGCCUUGGAGUGAUUGGUGCACUUGUUAAAACGGAUGAACCAGAGGUCAUAGCAUUUCUCCUGGGGUCGGAAAUUAUACCUCUUUGUCUGGUAAUCAUGGAGUCAGGAAGUGAACUGAGUAGAACUGUGGCGACCUUCAUUAUGCAGAAGCUUCUUUUGGAUGAAGUCGGCCUGGCGUACAUCUGUCAAACUUAUGAGCGUUUCGCUCACGUAGCUACUGUUUUGGAAAAAAUUGUGAUCGACUUGGCUAGAGAGCAGUCAUUACGCCUUUUGAAACACGUGAUUCGGUGCUACCUACGUCUUUCAGAUGAUUCGCGAGCGCGUGAUGCUCUUCGAACAUGUUUGCCACAACAGCUCAUAGAUGGCACGUUCAGUGGUUUGCUGGAGAAUGAUGUGGCUACUAGACGAUGGCUCACACAGUUGAUUCGUCGACUGUCUGCUGCAACAGUUGCAUCUGAAGGUACUGCCAGUACAACGCUUUCUAGUGUUGGUUCCAUGGAAGCUACUACACUACAGGCCGUUACUGGUACUCUCGCCUGCCUUCCAUCAACUACAACGGUUGGUUCCUCUGUGACUACUGCUGCAUCUAGUGUUGAGAUUUGUGGAACGUCUGUUUCAAGUGGAGUCACAAGUGCUUCUGUGAAUGGGUCAGGAGCACUUGUAUCUUCGUCAUGUACACAGGGUGUGGACUCUGUGACAUCUACGAGCAGUUGAUGAACUUACGUAUAACCCUGGGAAUGAUGUUAUACGUAAUGUGUAUAUAUGAUUUCUAUUUCUAUUGUAAUUGAUUUACUUUUACUCGCU
Trichobilharzia szidati is the source of this 1447-nucleotide messenger RNA. The record is from the annotation of a GenBank genome assembly. NCBI's taxonomy places the organism in Eukaryota, Metazoa, Platyhelminthes, Trematoda, Strigeidida, Schistosomatidae.